AUGAGUAGUGACAACGACACAUACCCCGCCAGCAACCUGACCUGGCGGAUUCUCAAUCAUGCCAAUCAGAACCAGUACGCCGUUGGUGCAUAUAACUGCUACAACAAUGACGGAAUCAUGGCCGUGAUUCGGGCUGCCGAGCGCCAGCGUUCAGCUGCCAUCAUCCAACUAUUUCCCUGGACUAUGCACUUUCAGGGACCAGAGUUCAUUCGUUACGUUGUAAGAGCUGCACAUGCAGCUGCUGUCCCGAUCGCAGUCCACCUGGACCACUGCAUCAAGCCAGAAGAUGUGGAACUGGCGCUCUCUCUACCUUUUGAUUCCAUCAUGGUGGACGCCUCUACGCUCGAUGAAGAGGCCAACAUCCGCUAUUGCAAAGAGAUUGUAGACCGAGCAAGAGCUCUCAACAUCACCAUCGAAGCGGAGAUGGGCCGCAUUGAAGGCGGCGAGGAUGGCUUGCCCACUGUGGACAUGGACGCGGUGAUGACCCGUCCGGAAGACGCUGAGACCUUCGUGCGUCGGACUGGUGUGCAUUUUCUGGCCCCUUCCUUUGGGAAUAUUCAUGGUGGUUAUCCGGCUGGCGGGGCAGAGAAAGCGUGGGACCUUGGGCGUCUUUCGGCCAUUGGGAAGCUGGUUUCAGGAACUACACCACUAGCCCUUCACGGGACACACCCGGUGUCUGACGAGCUUUUCCAACGCACAAUUACAUGUGGCGUACGCAAGAUUAAUCUUAACCGUACCGUGCGCGAUGACUACACAGACUUUGUGGCUGAGAACGCUGGCUCACUUGAGUUGACCGUCCUCCAAAUGCGCGGAGUCGAAAUUUAUGCUAAAUCGGUUGAGAGAAUGAUGGAUGUUCUGGGAUCAUCAGGACGCUAUUAG
Messenger RNA from Aspergillus pseudonomiae, 879 nucleotides. Its product is annotated as class II fructose-bisphosphate aldolase. The transcript has 3 exons. The record is from RefSeq and is a predicted model, not a curated record. Gene Ontology annotation, biological process: carbohydrate metabolic process. Gene Ontology annotation, molecular function: aldehyde-lyase activity; zinc ion binding. Lineage: Eukaryota; Fungi; Ascomycota; Eurotiomycetes; Eurotiales; Aspergillaceae. The coding region runs from base 1 to 879 and encodes 292 amino acids.